CACAGCAGAACACCUGAUAGGCUGGAGCUAGGGUGUGUGAUGUGUUCCAAUAGGCUGUGUCCAGGCAACAAUAAUAGGAGGAAGAGAGAAGAAACUUAAGAAGAGGAGGAACUGUAGUCAGACAGACUGACGGAGGAGCUGAGGAGGAGAUGGAGCGGAGCGUCAUCCACCUGACCCAUUGUCAGAAGGAGAUCUUCUGCUUCUCUGUUCCUGAGGUAUGUCCGAGCUGUGGGGAGGAGCUGAAGGGCCGCAGGCUGCAGGAAGCACCGGUGAGCCUGCCCUCCCCCUUUACAGAUGGACAUAAGACCUCCUGCUGCCUGCUGGUGGCUCCUGCACACAACAACCUGGACAGAGACUUCAGUGGGACCUCAGAUCUGCACACUGGCAUCUCCAACACUAAAGGUAUGAAAAUCUGGGUCCAGGAUGGUGUGAGGCGAGAUCAGAGCGGAUGGGCCCUCUGUGUCAGCGUCCCCCUGGUACGGCCCGACAUGUUCCACCUGCUGGCUCAGUGGGAUCAAUAUCUAGAGCGAUUUUCUGAGGGACCAACAUGGGACCCUGUAUGGCACAAGUUCCAUGAGGAUGAGCACAACUGCUUCAGCUUCUGUCUUCAGUUUCUGAACAGUGUCCUGGAGCUGGAGGGUCAGGGCAUUCUGACACGAGAAGAGUUCACCCAAAGCUUCAUCCUGCCGAGGAUGAGGAGGGUGUCCAAGUACACAACACUAAUCCAGCACCUCCAGAAACACCAAUACUACAUGGUGGACAGACAGGAGGAGUCAACGCCCAACAGUUAAACCAAUGCCACCUUUCCUUUAACCAGCUUCUUUAUCCUGAAACAAAGAUGAACAAUUACAGACACCUGGGAUGAUUCUAGAUGUGCAGACAUGUGAAGGGAGCCUCAUGGAUACACAUGUUACUUCAGGAUAUUUAUUAUAGUGUUGAACAGUGUUUACUUCAUGGGUUUUAUUUUGGGUUUUGUACUUCUGUGUAAUGUUCCCAUGCAGGGCUUGUUUUUCAUUAAAAUUGGUUUCUUUUGAAAA
Messenger RNA from Cyprinodon tularosa, 1037 nucleotides. RefSeq names its product MKRN2 opposite strand protein-like. The record is from RefSeq and is a predicted model, not a curated record. The transcript has 4 exons. Bases 150 to 791 code for a protein of 213 amino acids. Lineage: Eukaryota; Metazoa; Chordata; Actinopteri; Cyprinodontiformes; Cyprinodontidae.